AUGAAUUUUGGGGUGCAUGGGGCUCCCGGGGAUGGUGCGGCGGGCUGGAGGUGUGCAAGGUCCCGGAGGUGUCACCCCCGAGGUCUCCGAUGGAAGCCGGAGCUGCGCACCCACACCCCGGAGCCGUCCCCGCAGCCCCUUUGGGUGCCAGCCCUGGCGUCCUCGGCCCCGGCGAGCUUUUACGCAACCUACGGUGCAAAGACAAGGAUGCAGAGCUUGCAGCCGGACCCCAAAGCCCAGUACAGGAGCGUGUACGAAGCUUUGAAGAAGAUUGUCCUUACAGAGGGUUUCUGGAGGCCUUUACGUGGGAUUAAUGUCACCAUGCUGGGGGCCGGCCCUGCCCACGCAAUGUACUUUGCCUGCUAUGAAAAAAUGAAAAAGUCUCUAAGUGAUACUAUCCAGCAUGGAGGAAACAGCCACUUGGCCAAUGGUAUAGCUGGGAGCGUGGCCACGCUACUCCACGACGCAGUGAUGAAUCCCGCUGAAGUGGUGAAGCAGAGGAUGCAGAUGUUCAACUCCCCCUACAAGUCCGUCCUGGCGUGCAUAAGGACAGUGCAGAAGACGGAGGGGUUCAGUGCCUUCUACCGCAGCUACACCACCCAGCUCACCAUGAACGUCCCCUUCCAGGCCAUUCACUUCAUCACCUAUGAAUUCAUGCAGGAGCAGAUCAACCCACACCGGGAGUAUAACCCUCGGUCCCACAUAGUCUCCGGUGCCGUCGCGGGGGCUGUGGCCGCCGCCGCCACCACUCCUCUGGAUGUCUGCAAGACCCUGCUCAACACCCAAGAGAACAUGGCCUUGAGCUCUGUGAACAUCAGCGGACAUCUCUCGGGCAUGGUGAACGCCUUCAAGACUGUCUAUCAGCUGGGGGGCAUUUCGGGGUAUUUCAGAGGGGUGCAGGCACGCGUCAUCUACCAGAUGCCUUCAACGGCCAUCGCCUGGUCGGUGUAUGAAUUCUUCAAGUACUUUCUCACAAAGCACAAGCUGGAAAAAAGAACAUCCUUGUGAAGGACUUCCCGCGAGUGAAUGCGAGCCUCCGUGUCCCCUCCGUGUGUGUCUGUGUGUGCCUGCAAGCCACCCAGCCCUGGGUCUCUGCUAAGGAACAUGCCAGGUUUCUGGUGGAGUCACAGCUGACGUCCGCUUCUCCCUCCCCAAGGAAGGAGGGGUUAAAGUGGUCCUCAGUCACGUGUUCCCCUCCUUGCUUAAACAAUUAAAUAGUUUAUAAAGACUUAUAAUAAUAUAUAUAUUUAAUAACUUUAUUUUGGAGAAGUGAAAUUGCUAACUGAUAUUUUUCUCUGAAUAAGUUUGAAGAUGUAGUUUACUCCUCACCAGAAGGCUUAGGUUAUACAGCCUAGGCUGGGGUUUUUUUACAGAAAAGAAGCAAAAUAUCUUGUCACAGAACUUACUUUUUAUAUAAAUAUAAAAUAGAUGGAUAAUGUUUAUCCUUUAUUUUUCUAUCUAGGCAUUUGGGUUGUUUUUUAAAUACUAUCACAGCUAGAUGCUGAGCUGUUUAAAAAGGGCUAAAUUCUUCCAUCCUGUGUAAGGAAGACACAAAAGCAUUUAUUUUUAUAGCCAGAUUGGCUUUAAUUGUACAGCAUUUAGCCCCCAGACGGUGGCCUGGAUUCUCGUGUGGGUGUCAAGGUACUUGGUAGCCCCUUGAGACUUGCUGGGGUGGGGGAGAAGGAAUGGGGGCACCACUUUGGGAAACUGUAGGAUGCCAAGGAGGGGCACCCCAAAAUACCUGAUCACUCUGGGGGGGAGAGGGGGAAACUAUCAACUCCAUUUUUUUUUUUUUUUUUUUUACAAGGAGAGUCUUAAAAAAAAUAUAUGUAGAUUUUUAAAGAAUAGUAUUUUUUUGCAAACACUUUUUUUUUAAAGGUACAUUUUUAUGGUGUGUGAUAGCUAAACAGCCUUCAUCCUCCCUUAAUUUAUUCAUACUUCUUUUUCACUAGGGCCCUGACCCCGCUUACAGGAGCGACCGUGCACAUCUUGAUAGCUGGCAGGGUCGAAGCAGGGUGCGUGGAGCUGCUCUGCUCCCCGGGGGAGGACCAGAGCUUCUGUUUACAGUUCAGCUACUGAGUCACAAGGGUCGCAUCCUGGCAGCACCAAACCAGCAGCAGGCAGUGAAAGCCUUGGGAAAGCCUUUCCUGCAGAACCGAAGCUACCUCCCAGCCCAUGUUUGACAAUAAGCUGCUGCUCAUCUCUUUUGGGGAAGCGGGG
This is a messenger RNA of Haliaeetus leucocephalus (bald eagle), 2220 nucleotides long. It is a transcript of the gene SLC25A37, whose product is annotated as solute carrier family 25 (mitochondrial iron transporter), member 37. Gene Ontology annotation, cellular component: mitochondrial membrane. Gene Ontology annotation, biological process: iron import into the mitochondrion. The record is from RefSeq and is a predicted model, not a curated record. Gene Ontology annotation, molecular function: ferrous iron transmembrane transporter activity. The transcript has 5 exons. Lineage: Eukaryota; Metazoa; Chordata; Aves; Accipitriformes; Accipitridae. The coding region runs from base 1 to 1008 and encodes 335 amino acids.